UGGUUCAGUCAGUCUCAGCAUCACUGCUCUAGGCAGCUAGCAGAGCCAUUUUGGCUUCUACAUUACAGGGCACUCAAAGAUCUCUCCUCCAAGAAGCAGGCCUCGCCGAGCAUCCAGCUACACCUCGCUGGAACAAAUAAAGGAUCCUCUGUUAAACAGAGGGGAAAACAGACUGUUUUCGACAUAUAAGAGGAAGAGCUGAAAAAAGAGAAUUUGAGAAGCCAGCACAAGAGGCAGUAGUGGGAGCUGAUCUGUAGAGUCAAUAGCUGAGAGCAUCAGAGGAUCACCAUUGUAAAGGUGUGAGCAGUGAUCUGGACAUUUAAAGCAGUGCUUUCAGCGCACACAGAGGCACCAUGGCAGGGGCCUCGGUGAAGGUUGCAGUGAGAGUCCGUCCCUUCAACUCUCGUGAGAUGAGUAAAGAGUCCAAGUGCAUCAUCCAGAUGUCAGGAAACACAACCACCAUCAUCAACCCCAAAGCACCCAAAGAAACCAAAAGCUUCAAUUUUGAUUACUCCUACUGGUCACAUACCUCGCCAGAAGAUAUCAACUUUGCCUCCCAGCAGCAGGUGUUCAGAGACAUUGGAGAGGAAAUGUUACUUCAUGCCUUUGAGGGCUACAACGUUUGUAUUUUUGCAUAUGGCCAGACUGGGGCCGGUAAAUCUUAUACCAUGAUGGGCAAACAGGAAAAGGACCAGCAGGGGAUCAUUCCACUGCUGUGUGAAGACCUUUUUACCAAGUUUAAUGACCACAAUACUGAUAACAACAUGUCCUAUUCUGUGGAGGUUAGUUAUAUGGAGAUUUACUGUGAAAGGGUACGAGAUCUUCUGAACCCAAAAAACAAAGGAAAUCUGCGUGUGCGAGAGCACCCAUUACUGGGCCCGUAUGUAGAGGAUCUGUCCAAACUCGCCGUCACAUCAUAUAAUGACAUUCAAGACCUGAUGGACUCAGGGAAUAAGGCUAGGACAGUAGCUGCCACUAACAUGAAUGAGACCAGCAGCCGUUCACACGCUGUCUUCAACAUCAUCUUCACCCAGAAGCGCCAUGACUCUGAAACAGACAACACUUCCGAAAAGGUCAGCAAAAUCAGUCUGGUGGAUUUAGCCGGCAGUGAGAGAGCAGAUUCCACUGGAGCCAAAGGCACACGGCUCAAGGAAGGGGCAAACAUCAAUAAAUCACUUACUACCCUGGGAAAAGUCAUUUCAGCUCUGGCUGAGGUGGAUUCUGGCUCAAACAAGAACAAAAAGAAGAAGAAAGUAGAGAGUUUUAUUCCUUACAGGGAUUCUGUACUGACCUGGCUACUGAGAGAGAACCUUGGUGGCAACUCUCGCACCGCAAUGGUGGCGGCUCUCAGUCCUGCUGACAUCAACUAUGAUGAAACCCUCAGCACUCUCAGGUAUGCAGACAGGGCUAAGCAGAUCCGUUGUAAUGCUGUGAUCAAUGAAGAUCCUAAUAACCGUCUGGUGCGUGAGCUGAAAGAUGAGGUGUCCCGUCUGAAGGACCUCCUCUAUGCCCAGGGCCUGGGUGACAUCAUCGAGACGUUUCGGGGGCCAGUUGAAGAUUUUGCUGGUUUGAAAUACAUAUCCGAUUACAAGAACAAUAACAAUAGUGGCCAAGCUGUCAAUCAAAGAGGUGAUCUCUCCACAGUGACCAAUGCUAUGACGGCGAUGAGCCCCUCUCCAUCUCUCUCCGCCCUGUCCAGCCGGGCUGGUUCCAUCAGCAGCCUCCAUGAUCGCAUCAUGUUCAGCCCAGGGAGCGAGGAAGCCAUUGAGAGACUCAAGGAAACAGAGAAAAUUAUUGCCGAGCUCAAUGAAACCUGGGAAGAGAAGCUUCGCCGUACAGAGGCCAUCAGAAUGGACAGAGAAGCACUGCUGGUCGAGAUGGGCGUGGCCAUGCGUGAGGAUGGAGGAACUGUUGGAGUCUUUUCACCAAAGAAGACACCCCACCUGGUGAAUCUAAAUGAAGAUCCUUUGAUGUCUGAAUGUCUCCUGUAUUACAUCAAAGAUGGAAUUACCAGGGUGGGGAGAGAAGAUGCCAGCAGAAGACAGGACAUUGUUUUGAGUGGUCAUUUCAUCAAAGAGGAACACUGCACUUUCACCAGCACCACUGGACCAAUGGGAGAAGCUGUCAUUCUUGAGCCGUGUGAGGGAGCAGAAACUUAUGUCAAUGGAAAGAGAGUAACAGAACCCACGGUUCUCAGAUCAGGUCUGCCUACACUUUUCCCUCACCUGCUACAAUACUUUUUCAAAGCAUUAUGGGUUGCCUCCAAUUAUGUAGGUAUUUUUUGGGCCUUUGCUCAGAGAGAACUCCUGGAGAAACAGGGCAUUGAUAUGAAACAGGAAAUGGAUCAGAGACUGCAGGAACUUGAGGAUCAGUAUCGCAAAGAGAGAGAAGAGGCCAACAAUUUACUGGAGCAACAGAGAUUAGACUAUGAGAGCAGGUUAGAAGCCCUGCAGAAGCAGGUAGAUCGUUAUUACCCUGAUGCAGCAGAGGAAGAUGACGAACCUGAGGAGGAAGUGCAAUGGACUGAGAGGGAGACAGAACUGGCGCUGUGGGCUUUCCGUAAAUGGAGGUGUUAUCAGUUCACAUCUCUCAGAGAUCUGCUUUGGGGCAAUGCCAUCUUCCUCAAGGAGGCCAAUGCCAUUAGCGUAGAGCUAAAGAAGAAGGUUCAGUUCCAGUUUGUGUUAUUGACGGACACGCUUUACUCUCCACUUCCGCCUGACCUGUUACCACCCGAGACAGCUAAAGACCGCGAGAAAAGCCCAUUCCCUCGCACCAUCGUGGCUGUAGAAGUCCAAGAUCAGAAAAAUGGAGCCACACAUAAUUGGACCCUGGAGAAGCUCAGGCAGAGGCUGGAUCUGAUGCGAGAGAUGUAUGAUCGUGCUGCUGAGGUGCCCGGCAGUGCUCUUGAAGACUGUGACAGUGUGCUGACUGGAGGCGAUCCGUUCUACGACCGCUUUCCCUGGUUCCGUCUGGUUGGAAGAAACCCCCUUUUCUCCACAUGCCUUAGUGAGCAAGCGAGUGACCCUAACUCCUCCCCCACCCCCUCUGAGCCCACAUCAACCUCUGAAAUCACUGAGCUGGUCCAGUCGUGGCCUGACAAGAGGGUGGGGACAGAGUUGGAUGACUUGGACGAUGAUUUCUUAUCGGAUGACCCAUGCUCGGAUUUCGAGGAAGAGGAGGGGGAGGAUGAUGAUGAUGAUGAUGAUGAUGAUGAGGGAGAGCUCUGCAGAAGCUCCGGCAAAGCUGAGGACCCGUUUUACGAUCGCUCACCAUUGUUCAGUGUAGUGGGAAGGGCAUUUGUGUAUUUGAGUAAUCUGCUCUAUCCUGUGCCCUUGGUCCAUCGGGUUGCCAUAGUUAAUGAGAAAGGAGAAGUCAAAGGUUUCCUCAGAGUAGCUGUACAAGCAAUAUCAGGUGCUCUGGUUUUUCCUCCAGCCGAUGAAGAGGCACCAGACUAUGGCUCUGGUGUCCGACAGUCAGGCACUGCCAAGAUUUCUUUUGAAGACCAGCAGUUUGAGAAGUUCCAGUCAGAGUCCUGUCCUUCUGGUCUUUCACUUGCUGCUGUCUCUCAGGAAGAGCUGCGAAUUGUGGAGGGUGAGGGCCAAAAUGCAGAGAUGGGACUGUCAGCAGAUGAGGUCAACAAUAAUACCUGUGCAUCUAACCCAGAGGAGCUGGACAGCCCUGUCAAAACUGGUCUCGAUGGCAUACUGGACGGCACUCUGGAUCACUUGAGGAUUGGAGAAGUCUUUACAUUCAGAGUUACUGUGCUGCAGGCAUCAAGCAUAUCCGCAGAAUACGCAGACAUAUUCUGCCAGUUCAAUUUUAUUCACAGGCACGAUGAAGCGUUUUCAACAGAGCCAUUGAAGAACACUGGACGUGGUCCACCACUUGGCUUCUAUCAUGUGCAAAAUAUUGCUGUGGAAGUGACUAAGUCUUUUAUAGAGUACAUAAAGACUCAGCCAAUCGUGUUUGAAGUGUUUGGACAUUACCAGAAGCAGCCUUUCCCUCCGCUCUGCAAAGAUCUCGUUAGCUCGCUGCGCCCAUGCAGACGACAGUUCCCAAGAGUCAUGCCUCUUUCCAAACCAGUACCUGCCACUAAACUGACAGCUCUCACACGACCCACGGCAGGACCGUGCCACUGUAAAUACGACCUGAUGGUCUUCUUUGAAAUCUGUGAGCUAGAGGCCAAUGGAGACUAUAUCCCAGCCGUAGUGGACCACCGGGUAGGCAUGCCAUGCCAUGGCACAUUCAUGUUACAUCAGGGCAUCCAAAGGAGAGUCACAGUCACCAUAGUACAUGAGUCAGGACGAGAUAUCGAGUGGAAGGAAGUGCGAGAGCUGGUUGUAGGGCGCAUCCGGAACACGCCUGAAGCAGAUGAGACAAUCAUCGACCCCAAUAUUCUCUCUCUCAACAUACUGUCUGCAGGAUACAUCCGACCCGCACAAGAUGACAGACAGUUUCUUGAUUCGGACAUGCCUAGGAUAUUCUACCAUUUUGAGGCUGCUUGGGAUUCAUCCAUGCACAACUCUUUGCUGCUUAACCGUGUCACUCCUUAUGGAGAGAAAAUCUACAUGACUCUGUCUGCUUACCUGGAGAUGGAGAACUGCACACAGCCCACAGUGAUAACCAAAGACUUAUGCAUGGUGUUCUACUCAAGAGACGCCAAGCUCCCAGCAUCUCACUCCAUCAGGAACCUCUUCAGCAGUGGCACCUUGAGGCCAUCUGAAGGAAACCGUGUAACUGGUGUGUAUGAGCUCAGUCUGUGCCACCUGGCUGAUGCAGGGAGCCCAGGAAUGCAAAGACGGCGCAGAAGGGUGCUGGAUACAUCGGUGGCGUAUGUGCGAGGGGAGGAGAACCUGGCUGGCUGGAGGCCCCGCAGUGACAGCCUCAUCCUGGACCAUCAGUGGGAGCUGGAGAAACUGAGUCUCCUGCAGGAGGUGGAGAAAACCAGACACUACCUCCUCCUUAGGGAGAAGCUGGAGUCCACCCUGCUGCUGGGCCAGGAGUCGCUGCUGUCCUGCGGGAGUGAGGAUCUAACCGAGUCCUCUUCCCCAUCCACCCACCUGGGCCUGGGCCACAACACUUGCCCCGGCCCUGACAUACCCAACGAGAGGCAGAAGGAGCUGGCUGCAAAGUGUCUUCGUUUGCUUAACCACACCUUUAACAGGGACUACAGCCAUGUGUGUGUUAGCGCCAGUGAGAGCAAGUUGAGCCAGAUGUCAGUAACUCUUUUGAAAGACUCUGCCUCAGUGUGUGCUGAAAACACCCUCACCCCGUCCUCCACAUGCCCCUCAUUGGUGGAGGGACGCUACGGCCACAACGCUGAACUCAGACCCCCAACACCUCGAUCUCGUGCUCUCAGCCCCAUCCCUGACUCUGAAACAGAGAGCAAAAUGUCUCCUCAAGAGUCCAAAUCAAGAACCCACACUUUUGUGCCAGACAUUCAGGAAAUCCGUGUCAGCCCAAUUGUAUCAAAGAAAGGUUAUUUGCACUUCCUGGAGCCCCACAGUAAUGGCUGGGUUAAGAGAUAUGUGGUGGUACGCCGGCCUUAUGUCUACAUCUACAACACAGAGAGAGACACAGUGGAAAGGGCCAUUCUUAACCUGUCCUCUGCACAAGUGGAGUACAGUGAAGACCAGCAGGCCAUGCUGAAGAUGCCCUACACAUUUGCGGUAUGCACAGAGCAUCGUGGGAUACUCCUUCAAGCCAGUAAUGACAAGGAGAUGCAUGAUUGGCUGUAUGCCUUUAACCCUUUGCUUGCUGGAUCUAUCAGGUCUAAACUGUCAAGAAGAAGAGCCGGGCAGAUGAGGUUUUGAGCCCACUACAUGUAUACCUUCUGUACAACUCUUCGAGGACAAAAAACACAAAGGACUAACCUUGUAAAUAGAUCUACUGACAGAUCCCCCAGUUUCUGUGCUUAUUCAACUCUCUGACCCUCUGUUUCCUACAUGUGUGUACCUGAACCUGCCCACACUAGCACCAACUGUGCACCUGUAUCUUAAAGGCCCCUUUGUUGUGCAUCUACAGUGGCCUAAAUAUACAACUUAUAGCGCCAAGAGAACAGGCUAACUACUUUAUUGGGGUAGAGAUAGUAUGCUUAUGUAGUCUUCAGCAACAUUUUAGAAAGCAGGUGAUGGGAAUUUCUAAUUCUGAAGCUGUCAGCUCAUGCAAACACAUCUGAAUUUGUUACUGUGAAGAGUGACGUCCAUAGCUUGGGUUUGUGGGGAAAUGGAUCACAUGGCCUUACUGUGUUACUCUAUGGGUUUAAAACGAUAAAACUGGUCAGUAUUUAAAUCAGCAGACCAUAUGUUUAUUCAUCUCUUGGCUAUGGAAGAUAGAAUUGAUCAAUGAUACGCAGUUCUUAGCAAGGAGCAGAUGAAUCACAUCAUAUUACGCUCUUACUCUCUUUAAGUGCAGUUCUUGGACACAGUUCAACCCAUCAUAAAUACUCAUAUACCUUUAUAAUGUUUCCCUUGUAUGGCCUUGAAAUGCAUACAGUUUUCAAAAUAGCCAGGACGCAUUAGCGAAAAUUUGGCUAAGGAGAAUGGUUGCAUUCUCAUGUCUCUGUAUGAGAACCAUUAUAAAGAUUUGGCCUAUUUUUGUUGGAGUACUGGUCAGUAGAUUUAUCUAAAAUGUAUCAUAAAAAUUAUCGGUAUCCCCAAAUGAUCUAAUUUACUUUUAAAAUUUCUAUUAAAGUCUUAUCUUGUUAGGUAUUUAUUUAACAUGUUUUUAUUUAUUUCAGCAUGUAUUUAUUGACAAAGACUAAUAUUUUUGAAGAAGUACAGUGCAAUUUCUGCAUAUGGCACUUUUUUAUCAUGAGUUGACUAACCUCCCUUUUACUGACCGCACUGCUCUCAUUUCCCCCCACACAGUGAAAUGCAUUUGGGGAACAGGUUAGAAGUGAAUAGCUGGGAUAGCUGCUAUUACAUGUAGAUUACUUGAAAAUGAAAAAUGCUUUUUGCAAGAUUUAUCAGGUUGAGAAAAAACAUCAUCCUUGCCCAGACUCCUAAAUGAACGUUUGUACAGUGGUCAGUCUUGGAAAAUGGAAGGUUUAGAAGUUUGUUAGAACAAAUCAAAUGUACAGUACUGAUGGAAUUUUCUACACGCACCCUAGAGAGUGAGGAGAUAUGAUUUUGUGCCUCUUGCAUCCUCUACUCUGUUUUUGUUUUACAAUUUCCAUCAUCUUAAUCCCUGUGCGCUUCUUUAACAGGGUGAAUGUCAAGUUUAAGGCCCACUUAUCGCUACCACCCUUUCUCUUUGUGUGUAAUCAUUCCUGUGCACAGGCAAAAGCAGUUUUAGUUUUUUUUGUUUUGCAUAUUUGUGACC
Messenger RNA from Sinocyclocheilus anshuiensis, 7323 nucleotides. Its product is annotated as kinesin-like protein KIF1A. The transcript is spliced from 50 exons. Bases 354 to 5813 code for a protein of 1819 amino acids. The record is from RefSeq and is a predicted model, not a curated record. Gene Ontology annotation, molecular function: microtubule binding; ATP binding; microtubule motor activity. Lineage: Eukaryota; Metazoa; Chordata; Actinopteri; Cypriniformes; Cyprinidae. Gene Ontology annotation, biological process: microtubule-based movement.